Molecule: messenger RNA, 687 nt
Organism: Didymodactylos carnosus
Lineage: Eukaryota; Metazoa; Rotifera; Eurotatoria; Philodinida; Philodinidae
Source: the annotation of a GenBank genome assembly
AUGGAUUUUAUAUCGUUUGAUUUACAAUCAACUCAUCUUUCUUAUGAAGAAAGACGAUGGUUAUAUGAACAAAGAAAAACAAAAAGUAUUGAUAAAAUGUUAAAUGAAAUGGAUGAAUUACAUAAAAUGAUUAUCAGUUAUCCAAAUUUUUCUCAAACUGAGUAUGUACCACUUACUCCAAUGAAUGACACUGAUGUACUGUACUAUCAGACACUGGUGGAUGAAGCGACAGACAAUAAAAUCGAUUUGUUUCGUUUACAUCGUUUACAAAUGAUUCAGUCAUUAUUCAAAGAUUUUGACGAUCAUUUAUUUAAACAUUUUACCAUAAUAAUUGAAGGUUACAUAUUUUACGCGUCUCAGACAGUGGAAUUACGCUAUAUUGAUUACGAAACGAACCUUAAAUGGAAACGACAUCAUCAACCUCUCGCAGUUAUUUCGAAACCAACGAUACAAAAGCAUUCCACUGGUCUAUACGGUGAUCUCGCAGUCACUGUUCAACAUUCAUUGUCCAUCAUUUAUCCGUAUAAUGAUAAGAUCGUUUUUAAUAAAAAAUAUCCACAAUAUUGGCAACAAGAAAGUCAAAAUGAAACGGACAAUGACAGUGAAGAUGCAUUAUUUAAAUUGGUUUCAAUUGAAAAAGAUAGUGGAGAAUAUGCCUAUAUGUUUGAUAGUAUCAAGGCAGCAUGA